UGAAGUGUAAACAGAUGAAAAAAAUAAAGAAAAUUAACGCCAACAAACAAUAAAUGAAUAUAGAAAAGAUAAACAAAAUAAAAUAAAGAGUAAGAUGAAAAUAAUAGUAGUAAAAGAUAAACAAAAACUUGCAUUGAAAUUUGGGGAUAACCCAACAUAAUCGAAUUUCCCUGAUACAACCAUGGCAAUCAGGAUUGGAAUAACAAAACCUCAACUGUUUCAUCAUUUCCGGUCAGCGGUCAAUCCCGCCGCCGGAAAUUAUAGAUUAACGGUGUUCAAAGCGUCAUCUUCUUUCUCAUCUUCGCCGGCAACGAGAAAACUCAUACUCUACUCAAAGCCCGGAUGCUGUUUGUGCGAUGGCCUCAAAGAGAAACUCGAUGCCGCUUUCUCUCUCUCCAGCCCCAAUUCAAUCGGCGAUAUCGAAUUGCAGGUGAGAGACAUUACGACUGAUCCGGAGUGGGAGAGGCUUUACCAAUACGAGAUACCGGUGUUGGCUAGAGUCCGAGAAGAUGGCGUGGAGGAGACGCUUCCUAGGUUAUCUCCUCGUCUUGGAGUCGAGCUCGUUCAGAAGAAGAUAGCAGCUGCAUUUGAUCGAUGAAGAGUGUAGAGCUACAAUUUCACAUAAUUUCUUGUAACCUGCACACUUUGAUUGUUGUAAUACGGUUUGGUGAUUUUUCAGUGUAGAGCAGAUUAAUUAAUUCUGAAUUUAAGAGAAUUGAGUUUCUGAAACGAUGACAUAAAUGUCUCAAACGUCACAUAUAACACUGGGCCUUCCUUUUGUAUACUAAAAAUAUUAAAUGUGUGAUUCUCUAAA
Molecule: messenger RNA, 814 nt
Organism: Salvia miltiorrhiza (redroot sage)
Lineage: Eukaryota; Viridiplantae; Streptophyta; Magnoliopsida; Lamiales; Lamiaceae
Exons: 3
Coding region: 182-598 (138 amino acids)
Source: RefSeq, a predicted model, not a curated record